Ixodes scapularis (black-legged tick) is the source of this 1353-nucleotide messenger RNA. RefSeq lists its product as uncharacterized. Gene Ontology annotation, cellular component: nucleus. The record is from RefSeq and is a predicted model, not a curated record. Lineage: Eukaryota; Metazoa; Arthropoda; Arachnida; Ixodida; Ixodidae. The coding region runs from base 1 to 1353 and encodes 450 amino acids. Gene Ontology annotation, molecular function: DNA binding. The transcript has 2 exons.
AUGCCGCGGGUUUACCAGAGGAAGCAUCCCGACAGAGCUCAAACAUCGAACAAUCUGAUCCUGGAUGGUGUGAGAUUGGUCUGCGAUGAAAAGAAAAGUAUAAGAGACGUAGCAGAAGCUUUUGAAAUAUCAAAAUCAUCGCUUGGCCGAGCAGUGAAGAAGUACAGAGAAUGUGGUGACACAGGUGGCAUCAUGUUCAAGUCCAAUUUGGUCUACGGAAUUGUCUUCACAACAGAAGAUGAAGUACUCUUGAAAGAAUAUUUGCUGAAAGCAAGCAAAAUGCAUUAUGGGCUUACGAGAAUGCAAGUUCGUUCACUGGCGUACGAGUUUGCAACAGCCUUAAAGAGGAAGUGCCCGGCGUCAUGGGAACAGAAGAAGGUAGCUGAAAGAGACUGGUUUAUGGGCUUUAUGGACCGCCAUCCCGAGCUAUCGCUUCGAUCGCCAGAAGCGACCAGUCUGGGUCGGGCAACAAGCUUCAAUAAGAACAACGCCGAUGCUUUCCUUUCAAACCUGAAAAGUGUCUACGACCGAUACAAGGUAACUCCGGACCGCAUCUACAAUUGUGAUGAAACGGGCUUCACAACUGCACACAACCCACCAAAGGUAGUAGCAGCACGUGGAGAAAAGCAAAUCGGUCAGGUUACAUCCGCAGAACGCGGCGAACUGGUGACUGUUUUGUGCACUGUCAAUGCCAUCGGAAACGCCCUGCCACCAGUGUUCAUUUUCCCACGCGAGGAGCCAAUUCUCUUGAUACUCGACAAUCAUGAAAGCCUUGUGAGCAUCAACACCAUCAACAAGGCCAAAGAGAGCGGAGUCAUCCUGCUGACCUUUCCCCCACACUGUAGCCACCGCCUGCAGCCACUUGAUGUGUCCGUGUACGGACCAUUUAAAUCUCGGUACAACGCUGCUUGCAAUGAUUGGCUCAUAAAUAACCCCGGGAAGACCAUCUCCAUCCACAAUGUUGCACAACUAGUUGGAUCCGCCUACGUAUUAACGGUGACACAAAAGAACAUAAUCUCGGGCUUUCAGAAAACUGGAGUUUGGCCUUUCAAUAGCGAGCCCUUCACUUCGGAUGACUACAUGAUGUCAUCAGUCACUGACAGACCCUUAACGUCCGUAAACGGAGAGGUGUCACGACAGACGGCCACCAUCACCGAGAAAACGGACAGCGCAAGCCGACUGGAAAGUGAUUUGAACUUUGAGACAAACGGCCAUGGAGCUAGCAACGUCCCUACGGAUAUCUUCCCACCUACUGUCGCCAACGCAGCCUCGACGUCAACUGCAUCUCCCAGCCGGAUUGUUCCGAGCGACCUAAGGCCCUACCCUAAGGCUGCACCGCGUAAGACAGGGUAA